Messenger RNA from Leptosia nina, 1080 nucleotides. The record is from the annotation of a GenBank genome assembly. NCBI's taxonomy places the organism in Eukaryota, Metazoa, Arthropoda, Insecta, Lepidoptera, Pieridae.
AUGUGCCGCUGCAUAAAUGGAUACUAUAGGGAUAAAACUGGAGCUUGUAUACCAAAAAAUAUGUGUGAAUCUGAAAAAAAUAAAAACCCGGAAUCUCCCCAUAAACCUAAUAAACCGCCUCCAAACACAAGCAGUCAUGGAUUACAUCACAAGGUGGAAGAAGAUACAAGCAGUGGUUUUGAUAUUAUCUCAAGCAUUAGUAGCAGUAGCAGCAGUAGCAGCAGUAGUAGCAGUAGCAGCAGCUCAUCAAGUGCAGAUGACACUGGCGAUGACACAAUAGUAAUGAUCACAAAGUGCGGUCGACAUGAGGUCUUCGACUUUUGCCCAGCAACAUGUCCGCCUCAACGAUGCGAUGUUGACGAUCGUCUAAUAAAAUGUAGAGCACCUCCAAAAUUGGGUGAUAAAGAAUGCGAACCCGGAUGUCGUUGUGUGAAUAAAUUCUAUAGGAAUAACGAAGGUGCUUGCGUUCCAAAGUAUCAGUGUCCGAAAUGCCACAAGAAAAAUGAAGUCUACGAUCUAUGUCCGAACCGAUGCAUGCGCCAAACGUGCGAUAGUUUUUGGACAGAGCAUGGAAAAUGUCUAGUGCAGCCAGCAGUGUGUAUACCUGAGUGCCGUUGUAAACCUAAUACAUACAGAAAUGCAUUAGGAGAUUGUGUAACCAAAGAAGAUUGUUUAAAAUGUCCAAGACCUCACGAGUAUUACGCAUGUGGAGGGUCAUGUGAUAACGAGUGUAGUAAGCUGAGCAAACAGAAUCAAACUAACUGUCCAAUCGUAAAUAAAAAAUGCAAUUUGAAAUGCUACUGUGAAUCUGGUUAUGCUAGAAACCGUAAUAAUGAGUGCGUAUCGUUUGAUGAAUGUCCACAAUGUAAAGAGCAUGAAGAACACGUGCCAAAUAUUCUGGGAAUGGGUCGCCCGGUCGACUGCUGGGGGUAUAUAGUGGGUUUGACGGGAAUUAACGGUGAAGCAGACAGUAAAAUCCCGAAGCCAGGAUGCAUGUGUAUUAAGAAUUAUUUUAGAGAUGCCAAAGGAAAAUGCGUAUCUGCUGACGAAUGCGCAAAAAUUUUGCUUGAGGGUCUCUAA